CAGAAUGGUUUUUGCUUCAUCAUUUCUUUACUAUAUAUAUCAAUCAAACCAAAGAAAAACAAGACAAAGAGGCCAUCAAUGGGAUGCUUUUUUGCUACAAUUCUUCACAUCUCUUCCUUCUUCUUCUUCUCCAUAUUAAUACUCUCCAACGCCAUGACAGACACCAUUACUGCAAAUCAAACAAUUGGAGUAACCGACACCAUUGUUUCAUUCGACAAAAACUUCGAGCUCGGCUUCUUCACUCCCGGGAACUCCAACAACUUCUACUUGGCAAUCUGGUACAAGAAAAUCUCAACCGGAACAAUCGCCUGGGUCGCAAACAGAGCUAGGCCGCUCACCGAUUUACUCGGUGUUCUAAAAAUCACAAAUCCAGGAAUUCUGCUUCUUCUCAAUAGCACUGGCAAUGUAAUUUGGUCCUCGAAUUCAUCGACAACAGUUCAGAAUCCAGUGGCGCAGUUGUUUGACAAUGGAAAUCUUGUCGUGCGAGACGGAGAUCAACCCGAAAAUAUUUUAUGGCAGAGUUUUGAUUAUCCUACAGCGACUUUUCUCCCCGGAAUGAAAUUAGGAAAGAAUUUUGUAUCGGGGUUAGACCGGUACCUUACGUCCUGGAGAAGCAUUGACGAUCCUUCUCCAGGAAACUUCACGUACCAGCUGGACCCCACUGGAUAUCCCCAGAUGAUUGUGAGAACCGGGUCUAUAGUAAAGUUCCGGUCUGGUCCAUGGAAUGGGCUCCGGUUCAGCGGGUUACCAAUGUUGAACCCUAACUCGGUUUAUACAUACGGGUUUAUUUCCAAUAGAGAGGAGAUGUACUUCCAGUUCCACCUCGUGAACAGCUCAGUUUUCACUCGGUUGGUGUUAAGUCCAACCGGGCUAGUCCAGCGGUUCACGUGGGUCGAGCGGACCCAUGGGUGGGUCCUCUACUCAUCUGCCCAAACCGACAACUGCGACAGUUAUGGGCUAUGUGGGCCCUACGGUAACUGUAUAAUAAACCGGUCGCCGCCUUGUUGGUGUUUGGAUGGGUUCCAGCCGAGGUUUCCGACGGAUUGGGAGGGUGCGGAUUGGUCAGGUGGGUGCGAUCGAGCGGUGGCUUUGGAGUGCUCGACCGAUGGGUUUGUGAAGUACAGUGGGGUGAAAUUGCCGGACACAAGAGAGUCAUGGUUCAAUGAGAGUAUGAGCCUUGUUGAGUGCAGGACAGUUUGCUUGAAGAACUGUUCUUGUAUGGGUUAUACAAGCUCGGAUAUCAGAGGAGAGGGAAGUGGGUGUUUGGUUUGGUUUGGGGAUUUAAUUGAUUUGAGGGAGUUUAAUGAAAAUGGACAGGUUAUAUACAUUCGUAUGGCUGCUUCAGAAACAAGUAUUCAAAUAUUUAUUCAUCUAAUGGUUAUAGCUGCCUCUGUAACAUUUGUGGGUAUUCUACUUCUUGAAAAAAAGAAUAACAGAACGAAAGAUGGAAGGAUAGUUAUUUAUUUAUUCAUUUUUUAUAUAUAUAUACAUAUACCUUCUCCAAUGGCUUGUAUAUAUGCAGAGGAGAACCAGAAGGAGUUUGAGUUACCUCUCUUUGAAUUGGCUACAAUCGCCAAUGCAACCAAAAACUUUUCAGAAGAUAAUAAGAUCGGAGAGGGUGGAUUUGGACCAGUGUACAAGGGAAUAUUGAUGGAAGGACAAGAAAUAGCUGUGAAGAGGCUUUCUGAAAAUUCAAGACAAGGACUUGACGAAUUCAAGAAUGAAGUUAUUUAUAUUGCCAAACUUCAACACCGAAAUCUUGUGAAACUCCUUGGAUGUUGCAUUGAAGUAGAAGAGAAAUUGUUGAUCUAUGAAUACAUGUCUAACAAAAGCUUGGACUACUUUAUUUUCGAUCAGAAGCGUAGCAUGUUGUUAGAUUGGCCGAAACGCUUCAAUAUUAUUGUUGGAAUUGCACGAGGACUUCUUUAUCUUCAUCAGGAUUCUAGAUUGAGAAUUAUUCAUAGAGAUCUAAAAGUUGAUAAUAUCUUAUUAGAUAAUGAGAUGAACCCAAAGAUUUCAGACUUUGGCAUUGCUAAAAGUUUCGAUGGCAAUGAAACUGAAGCAAAAACAAAUAAAGUGGUUGGAACACAUGGUUAUAUUUCUCCAGAAUAUGCAGUUCACGGUGUCUACUCUGUAAAAUCCGAUGUGUUUAGCUUUGGGGUAUUGGUGCUGGAGAUAUUGAGUGGAAAAAGGAAUCGAGAAUUUGAUCAUCCAGAUCACCACCUUAACCUUCUUGGCCAUGCAUGGAAACUCUACAUAGAAGGAAGGCCAUUGGAAUUAGUUGAUGAAUUAGUAAGAGGAUCAUGGUUUGAAUGUGAAGUGCUAAGAUCAAUUCAUGUCGGACUACUAUGCGUACAACAAUAUCGAGAAGAUAGGCCGAGCAUGUCAACUGUGACAAUGAUGUUGGGUGGUGAGGGCGUGAUGCCUCGGCCUAAACAACCAGCAUUUUUUGGAGAAGAGAGUCCACAGGAAGUAGAUUCAUCAUCCGAAAGCAAGAAUGUAACGUGUUCAACCAAUGAAGUUACCAUCACAGAGUUAAAAGCUCGAUAAUGUUGACAUUUUUGCAAGCAUGUUGAGAAUUGAGGUCUUAUAAUAUUAAAAUGUAGAGUUAAUUGUAUUUGUUGGUAAUGCUUUAAUUUGCAAGUCAAAAUAUGAAAAUGAUUGUAUAGUGAAACUUCAUUCAUCAAUUGUGUUUAGAUUUGGAACUUUUUGUGAUGCCCCAAAAUCUACACUAAGGGUUGUAGUCAAGGGAAAGUUACUAAUGAGUCCUAUGAUCAAUGAACAAGUAAGAUCCCAGA
Molecule: messenger RNA, 2798 nt
Organism: Camellia sinensis
Lineage: Eukaryota; Viridiplantae; Streptophyta; Magnoliopsida; Ericales; Theaceae
Source: RefSeq, a predicted model, not a curated record